AUAAAAAACUGGCUUUUUAACAUAGUUUCAAAAUAUAUUCUCAAUACGAAAUAUUAUAAAAGUUGAUUAUCGACGUUGAUAUCUGAUUAUUUAUAACACAUUUUAAAAACAUUUCUGUGCGAGUAACGUUUGGUUCUGAAAAAACUUGCAAAUCUGGAUGAAACUGGUGAAGUAAUGAUCGCCGUAUCAGAGCCUCCAUUGGAAUUCAUUCCACGAGGUCGGCCGGCGGUCGAUGAGCACCCGGGACCCAGCCAAGAUAGAUACUCUCCUCAUUUGCCGUCAGAAAGAAUAUUAAUGCAUCGCUUGCAAAAUGUUGAUAUUUCGAUGAAAGAGGAAUAUAAAGAAUUCUGGUGUAUUCGAGAGAUCUUUUUAGAUCAUUCCCUGCAAGAAUCAGCAGAAUGGAAUGAAAAACCCAAUAAUGUUAAAUCUAGAGGUUCGAAAAGUAAAAUUUUUACUAGAAUGAAAGCAAAUGUAAAGGAGAGCAAAAAUGCUGAACCUCAUAAUUACAUGUGUGAAUAUUUGGUGAACUCAGAAGAAGAACUCUACGUAAAAAAGUGCACAGCGGUGUGGACAAGGGGUUUAGUAAAUGAACGAAGUAUUUUACCACGUUUGUGUUUCACUUGCGACACUCCUAUUAAGUUCGCCUUCUUUUGUAACGAUUCUUUUAUAAACAUAGUAGCGGAUGAUGCAGAUUGUAAAAUCUCUACUUCUAUUUGUUUAAUAGAUCAAAAUUCAUUACGGGUUUAUUGCAGCAACGGCGAAGAUUAUAUUGCUAGUCUAGAAUUUCCUGUCUCAAAUGUUUGGCCAACACGUUUUGGUAUUUUAUUGGAAAAAGUCGCCUCCAAUACGACUAUACAAAAUCAUACAAUUUCCAUGCCACGUUUAUUUUCUAUGACUCAUCCCCUUAAUGAAAUAUGUCCAGUAUUAAAUAAGUCUGCGGCUGGUAUUAUAUCAUAUUUGAUUGAACCAGACUAUAGAAUAAUUUUUUCGGAUGAAAAUUCUGAUUUGCUGUUAUUGUAUGACGUGAAAAUACGUAAACAUUUUUUAUCACAAUUGCGUAAAGCUGCUGAUGAUGAAAUUCAAUACAUAGGAUCCCAAAAUGAAACGACUUUUACCAGUACGGUGCAUUUGUCGAGCAUCCAUAAAGCUAGUACCGCCGGUUGUAGCAACCCAAGCCUGGUUACAACUGCCGGACAGGCUAAUUACUCGCAGAACUCAAUAAAAUAUUCGGCAACUGGUUCUAAGAGCAGUAGUCCUCACUUAGGACGGAGCUCUAAUUAUACCAACCAUGUUAGCAAAUUUCUGAAUAGUGCUCAUUCUUUAAGUGGAGCUUUCAGCAAUUUAAAUCGUUCUUCGAACGCUUCACCCUUAAGUCAUUUGCAAUCUACAAUUGGGCAGUACUCGAUAUCUGUACGUGAUAUUAGAAAAUGCGGUCAAUCACAACCUUCAAAGCCAAUUGUACCUGAACUGUGUUUAGAACACACUUGGACUGAAAGUACGUGUAUCAACAAUCGCGACUUUAUUGAACUGGCCUCAAAAGCUUUUAUACACACCGAUUUGGUGGGACAGAUUUAUUUAUGUUAUUUGUUACCACGCUCGUGCAAAUUACAAAUGGUGCGGUUAAGCAAUUACAAUACUAAGGAUUUACAAAUAUCUACGGUAUCUACGAGUGUGUCAGCCAAAGAUGCCACAACUUUGGAGCGCAUGAAUAUGAUGGCUGUUUUGGAUCCAUCUGGCAGCUUGUUGUUGUAUACUGGCCUAAUAUUGGUAACUAGAGUUCAUAUACCAAACAAUACAUUAUGUAAUACUCCUAUAACGCCUGUAAGCGUUGCUGCUAACGUUGCGGUUAUGCCACAUACACUGGAUAAAUCUCUUUACACUUCGUUUCCGAAACGAAGUAGCCUCUUGCCAUCUACACAAAAAUCGAUGAAUAACACUCUUGAAGAAGAACUUCAUAUGCUGUCACCAGUACAACCUUUACCAACAAAAUUAUCGAAUAGAUCUUCGAAUGUAUGCAUAAGUUUGCGGGACCCAGCAGGCAACCGUUUGACUUUAGUGUAUGCGACGGGUAAAAUGCUGCGCAUUACUUUACCUUUAAUCAAUGAAACAAAACUUGUAGGUCGUUGUAUUGUGGGCUUAAGGCAAAUAUUAAAACGUGAUCAAUAUAUACAAAUGAUAAUUAAAUGGUACAGUGCUCGAAAUCCACCAGGCUCGCGAGAUUAUUGCAUUAAAAAGGAAUGGAAUGUGUUUCGCAAUGUCCUCUUGGGUUUAAUGGGUUUUCCAACUGCUUUACACGAUUUGAGUACUAGUGCAGUAGCAAGUUCAUUUAGUGCUGAAGAACCAAAGAAACGGAAAAAAAAUAAUGAAAUCCAUGCUGGUACCGAAGAAGAUUGGAAGUUUAUGUUGACUACUAUAGGGGAAAUUCCUAAAAGUUCGUCUACUGAUCAUAAUAGUAAUCAGUAUUGUAGUAUUGACACAUCAGCGUGCUUAUUUAAUACAAUACCUGCCAUAUUUUAUUGUCUACAUUUAUUUUAUGAGGACUGCAAGCUUGAUGAUACUCUCAGAAAAAAUUUAAAGCCUUUGGCAAAGCUUUUACAUCAAUUGGCGGUUGAUAUGCAAUUGCAAUCCUAUAUCCUUCUUUACACACUUGAUUUUCCAUUUUUGGCGAACAAUGUUUCAAAGAAAUACAUUUUAACUGAGCAACAUGGCGCACAAAUGUUACUAAAAGAAUUACUGCAAGUACCUGCACCAAGUGUUUACAAACAAUUGGAGAGGGUUUUGCAAAAUAUUGAUGCCGAGCCUUAUGUUUAUGUGGAAACUAUUAACGAUCUUAGUCGUAAUGUCUUGCAGAUUAUAACUUUAAUAAUGCAUGGUCAUUUGAAAAUCAAACAUUGGAUUAAACCUUUGGAAUUUACUGAUUCCGUACAAUCAUUUUUUCCUAAAAGGAAAAAACGCUAUAUGUCUUUAUCCGUUCCCCGCUCUGAACAAGUUAUACAAAUGUUAAUUAAUAUGGAAAUGACUCGCAAACAUAUUGAACGUUUACCGGUCGCUUUGCAUUUAAUGAUUGCAGAAUGCUUAGAAAAUGCUCGUUUACAACCACCGCUUGGCAGUUCUUCAUCUACUUACGAAUUGGUUUUACGUUCCGAGUUAGUGUCACAUUCCAUGUUGCAAAAUCAAAAUUUUUAUGUACACGAUAGUUCAGGUGUAGAACAAUGGAGCAAUUUUGAAGCCGAAAAUUCUCUUUCAGCUCGCUGCUCUCCUUCAAAGAUAGGAAUUUCUCAAAUGGGAGCAACUUUGGAUGAUGGAAUGGAUAAUAUUGAUACGAAAUUAUUAAGUUUAUGCUUCCCUGAUGAUAUACGCAUAACGGAAGUUCAUCGACUUUUGAUAUCCUCGGAACCCGUUACUAUUGAUAUUACUCAAUCGCCGGGUACUUCAGAUCACGAAUUUAUCGAAGAACAGGAAAAACAAUUAUUUACACUGUGUACACGUACGAUGACUUUGCCAAUGGGCCGAGGUAUAUUUACUUUGAGAACUUCUUUACCUAAUCCAACAGAAUCGAUGCCCAUACCUAAGCUAUGUCUAACAGGUAGAGAGCCUACUAAGGGAGCCACCGUAGAAAUGCAACAAAUUGAAUUUCCAGCUAAUAUGAGUCUCUGGCCAACUUUCCACAAUGGAGUAGCAGCAGGUUUAAAAAUAUCACCCGACGCUCGUGAUGUGGAUUCUACUUGGAUUGUAUACAACAAACCCAAGGGGCAAACUGAGACAUCUACUGAACACGCUGGCUUUUUGAUGGCUUUGGGAUUAAACGGCCAUUUGAAAACUUUAACAUUCAUGAGUAUCUACGAUUACUUGAUAAAAUGCGACGAAAUGACAACAGUUGGCUUGCUUCUAGGAAUUUCAGCCACUCAUCGUGGUACUAUGCAUACCACCACGACUAAAAUGCUAAGCGUUCAUUUAGAAGCUCUGUUGCCUGCUACCGCUUUGGAAUUGGAUAUACCCCAAAAUUGUCAAGUAGCUUCUCUCAUGGGUAUUGGUUUGCUAUAUCAAGGAACCGCUAAGCGUCACAUCGCUGAGGUACUAUUACAAGAAGUGGGUCGUCCUCCCGGCCCCGAAAUGGAAAAUAGUGUGGAAAGGGAAUCAUAUGCUUUAACAGCUGGUUUAGCUUUAGGUUUAGUCACAUUGGGUCAAGGUGAAUCAUCAGCUGGAUUAAGAGACCUACAAUUACCGGAUACAUUGCACUAUUACAUGGUGGGUGGGAAUAAACGUGUACUAACGGGAUCGCAAAAAGAGAAAUACAAACUGCCAUCGUUUCAAGUGCGAGACGGAGACCAUGUUAAUAUAGAUGUUACCGCUCCCGGGGCGACUUUAGCAUUGGGUUUAAUGUUUUUUAAUACUGACAAUAAAGCGGUAGCUGAGUGGAUGGAUUCUCCUAACACGAGAUAUCUUCUAGAUUUGGUACGCCCAGAUUUGUUGCUAUUGCGUACUAUAGCCCAUGGCUUGAUUAUGUGGUCUAAAGUACAACCUGAUGAGGAAUGGUUACAUAAUCAAUUUCCUGAAAAUUUACGUUUUGAUGUGGAAAAAGGAGCAACGGUUAAUGACGAAGAAGACACAGAUCAUGAGGCUAUAACCCAAGCCUAUUGCAAUAUAAUAGCCGGCGCAGCUUUUUGUAUCGGACUGAAAUUUGCUGGCACGAAGAAUCCGAUAGCUUUUAAAACAUUGAGACGCUGUAUUAAAUUGUUUUUGAAUUUUCCUGGUAAAUAUGUGGGAGAAUUUGCUGGUCGCACGACAGUAGAAACUAGUUUAAUGGUGAUUUUGUUGGCCAUUUCGUUGGUGUUCGCCGGCUCAGGAGACUUGGAGAUUUUACGUAUAGUACGCUAUCUUCGAUCCCGUAUCGGCCCACAAUAUCCUCAUGUUACUUACGGCUCACAUAUGGCGAUACACAUGUCCUUGGGCUUUCUUUUUUUGGGAGCGGGUCGUUUUACUAUAGCCAAAACUCCCGAAGCAGUGGCGGCUCUAGUAUGCGCCCUGUUCCCAAAAUUUCCCAACCACAGUAAUGAUAAUCGUUAUCAUUUACAAGCCUUUCGACAUUUGUAUGUCCUGGCAGUAGAAGCACGAUUAUUUUUACCGCGUGAUAUUGAUACCAAAAAGUUAUGUUUAUGUAAUAUAUCAGUUUUGGAAGUGGGUGCAACAGAGCUAAAACGUUUGCCAAUUGCUCCAUGCCUCUUACCCGAUUUGGAUUCUUUACAAAAAGUCAUAGUGGAUGAUCCCAAUUAUUGGCCGGUAUCAUUUGAUAAAAAUCGCAAUUGGGAACAGUUAGUUAAUGCAUUGGCGAACAUUGCUUGUAUUGACAUUAAAAAACGUUCAGGCUGUUUAUCAUAUUUGGAAGAUCCAGAUCGUCUGAAAAGCCUCUUUUCUCAGACAUUAACCACAGAGCAAUAUUUAUGCUGGGAAGUUGAUUCGAAGACAUUGGAAAGAUUCUCUAAUGAACCUUAUGUUAUAGCUUUUACCGACCGCUUUCUCCAUAUGGACGAUGACCAGACCGCAGUAAAUGAAUUAUUUUUGAAGCAAUUUCUGACGAUGUUGUUCUAUAAUGCUGUGGUAAAGGAUAAAAUGCAUGUUUUGGCAAUAUAUUUGGCUUUAUAUAAUCAUGUACUACAUACUAAAACUCAACAGCUUUCGUUUGACGAUGUCUGGCAAAUAAAAUUAAUAAAUAAUUAUCUAAAGCACGGUCCUCAACAACAUAUGCUAUUCUCUAAGGAGUUGGUGACAGCCGUUCUCGAACAAUUUCAAAGGAGUAUGGAGUCUUAUUUAAAAUUAUUCCAAUUGCCGUUACAACAGUUUAUAGCAACUAGCGACUUUCAGCCAAAUAUUAUAAGAGGUUUAAGCGCCCAACACGCACCCAUUUUAGCUGGCCUCAUCGCUUACUAUGACUUGAGUCCGAAUUUAUUAAACUCCGUGCUGCUUCAAACAACACCAAUAAAGUGUUUGCGUUACAUACAAGAGUUGCGAAAACUUAAUUUAGAACCUGCUACGGCUUACUGCUUAUUAAAAAUUUUGCAAACCUUAUGAAACUAUUAACGAUCUUAGUCGUAGUUUGAAGCACUGGCAAAUAAAAUUCAAAUAUGAACAAAAAUACUUUAUUUUGUUUAAAUAAUUACAACUUAACCGGACGCAUCCUGGAUACUAG
This is a messenger RNA of Glossina fuscipes, 6187 nucleotides long. It is a transcript of the gene shtd, whose product is annotated as anaphase-promoting complex subunit 1. Gene Ontology annotation, molecular function: molecular adaptor activity. Gene Ontology annotation, biological process: metaphase/anaphase transition of mitotic cell cycle; anaphase-promoting complex-dependent catabolic process; protein K11-linked ubiquitination. The record is from RefSeq and is a predicted model, not a curated record. Lineage: Eukaryota; Metazoa; Arthropoda; Insecta; Diptera; Glossinidae. Bases 175 to 6069 code for a protein of 1964 amino acids. Gene Ontology annotation, cellular component: anaphase-promoting complex. The transcript is spliced from 15 exons.